CUUGACGGUAUAUACUUGUGUGCGGCGGUUGCCUAUUAGCGUUUUUUUAGGGCGCAGUAUAACGUGUCUCUCGUGGAGAGCUUUUCCUGUUUUAUGCAUCCGAUAUAUGGACGGCGCUAGCUUCGUGAUGGGCACUCAAAACAAGCCGAAAUCAACCCGAAUAUCAAACAUGGGGCUUCCAUUUAGACGCUACUCAAUGCCAGAGACUGUGAUGCGAAAGUACUCGCUGAAACGACAGCGCUCCGUUCAAUCGCCGACCGAGUUCGGUAUCCCCGGGACCAAAGACCAAGGCUGCCAAACGGACUUCAGCGUGUUCACACCAGACAGCGCCACCACCCUCCCGCUCCCCAAAAAAUCCACUCGGCUCGGCACCAUCUCGGAGAAGAUGAUGAUGCGCUGCAGCCGAUGCAACCGCUCCUCCGAGAGACGACAUUCCUACAGCUGCAAGUACAACAUAGUCUGUUCCAAAUGCAAGCAGACCUGGCGCAAGACCUCACUCCCGGUCUCCAUCGUUUCAGUCUCGAAAGGCGGCGAGACCCUGCGCAAGACCAGCGACAUCUGUCGGGCACCCAAUAAACCACUCUUCCAGUCCGGCAGUAGCCCGGAGAACAAGAUCCAGUUCGACAUAGGAAAGAUCAUCGAAAGAUCCUCGGAUUUCGAAAGUGACGUCAGUCGAGAUGGAGACUCUUUUCGGUUUCCGGACGAGCCGAAUAUCGAGUCCGAGUUGAGCCGCUUGGAGUCAACCCAAGGCGAGAACAGAUUAGAGAAUCCCGACUCCGAAGUCGAGACCGCCACUGAGCGGACGACGAACAAAAUGUUCGAGGACCGGAUAUUGAAGAUGCUAGACACGUACUGCCCGCACAUGCAGUGUACUUUAAACAUGUUCAUGGGGUCGAAAAGACCUCAUUCGGAGGGUUCGCAGAGGAGUCAGACCAGCAGCGACGUGAAGAGACCGAAAUCCGCGACGGCGAGACUUUCCAGCGCCAUGGAUGACAUCCCGGCCAGGAUGCCUCCAGACGCUGACUCAGGGCUGAGUAACGGAGACAUUUUAAAUUUAGAAAACGGCAACAACUCAGGGACGCAAAACAUCCUAAUAAUCGAUCAUGACAACAUCAGCAGCACGGAAAACACUCCCGGGAGCACGACUCGAGAGUGCGAUAGUUGCCACGGCAGCUGUCCGAAAUGCUGCAGUCAGGAUUUCAGCGACGCACCGCACACUUACUCCUGCUGUUGCACGAGUCCCGACACCACGAUCGAGAUGAAAACCUCCUCCGGGUUAACCUCGAGCUCGGGGACCCUGGACCAGACCGUGAGCGAUCUCUCUCGAUCGACCCAAGACUCGACUCUCAGCGUCACAUCGCUCACGCCCGAGAACCAAAGACUGAAAACGACCUCACCUCUUCCGAUCGUCCUGUCUUCGGAAUGCAUACUCCUCACCCCUAUCGUGCCGGAGCAAGAGGACCUGAACACGACGGGAAGUACCCAGAUCGAGGAGACGGCGAUCGAGACGAGCGACUCCCCGUUUCCCACCGUCAUCAACUCGGAGACAACCUUGAUCGAGCCUCUAGAGAAGGGGUAUAUUUCCAAGAAAGAAAUGCAUAAUUACAGCGUUCAUUUUCUCGAUUCGGGUCAUAGCGACUCCUCGGAGGAAAUCAAAAAAGUGAAAAAAUCUCAAAGAGUCAGAAUAGCGAAUGAUACCGAGUCGCUUGUGGUGAAUGGACAUCGAGGAGAGACGUUCGAGGUAACUCCUACGACAGACAUCCAUAAAACGCAGGUUGAUGAGAAUGGAAACGACAGCAUUGUCGGACUGGAGAAGGACUCGAGAACGAAUCAAUUCCCGAGAGAUAGGAGGAAAUCUUUGUGCCCUGGCAAUAUAAAAAACGAAGAGGAAUCAGACGGCGAAAAGGAAAAGAUAGAUAAGUCAACGUUGCUGAUUCAUGAAACGGUAGGAGAAUCAGAUACCAGUUUAGACGCGCCUGCCGAUCGAGUUCCUACAUUCUGCGGCACGGAUCAUGUUAACAAGGAUGCGACCCGGAAGACAAGCGACGAUGUCGAGCUGGUGUUGAAAAGAUCCAGUCAAGAUGCGGAGCGAGAGUUUUCAAGUAGGAAGGUCGACAUGUCCACACAAUUUCCCGCCGACGAUGGACUCGACGACGAAUUCUCAAAGAGUGCCAAAACCCGGGGACCGGAGCGGCGGAAGAGUCGGCGCGAGAAGAGAGACGCGAAACUGGCCGAGAUCAGUGAUAUGGUCGACGAGCUGGAACUGAGAGAGGUACCGAUCAGCUCCAUCUCCACGACUACUUACUACGAAGGAUUGGACGAAUUUUUAGUUCCGCGCUACUGUGCUGCGCCACGUUCAGUGUCCAUGCUCGUCAACACCUCGAGCGAGUAUUCAAGUGAUAGUGAUCUGAGCUUCGCCGAUAGUUUGGAGGAUCGCCUCUCCCCGGUCCCGGAACGUCGCCCCAGCGAGUUCACUCGUUACGAUAACAGGCUUGUCCGCGGAGAGGUGGCCGAGAUACACACCGAAUGCAAACACAAACGACGUAUGCGUAAAUGCUACGCGUAUUUCGUCACCCUCUCCGGAGAGCAGACCAAUAUUGCUGUUACCACCAUGCCCGAAUCCAUACGAAAUAGACUCAUCAUGAAGGAAAAGCAGAUUAGAUACCUUUGUCGUCGGAAGCACUCAAGUCGGAAGGUUUAUUGUAGAAGAGGCUCCCACAGGUUGUGCAGUAAACAUAGGGGCAAGCAAAAGCAUACGCAAACAUCACCUAUGAAUAGUGCCCCUGCUGAGCAGGCCGCGCCAGAAACCAAUAACAAGGCAACUGUGAGUGCAAGUGUGCAGACGUCUGAAACCGCGGCCGACAAAAAAGAAAGUACUAAUGAAAAGGAAGAUAAGGUUCAAAAUUAUGAUCGAAUAAUGAUUGGGUUCUGCUCAAGCAACACACAGACUAGCAUCUACUACUCGCAGGACGUUACAACCAUGAAGAAAACUGGGGAUACGAACGAUCGGACCGUGACGAAUGGCGCGGACAUUCGGACGAAAGCUCAAAACGUAUGCCAAAGUAAUUCAAAGCUCGCGAAGCAAGAUGCUGACAUAGACGAAAGGAUUUGUCAAAUUCUACUCGCAGGAUUGAAGGAACAGGAGAACGGGCACAUGGUUUUUGUGGAGGAAACGCAAACAUAUUACAGCAAGUCGAACGUUAAAAAGAUUUCUACCUCUGCGCAAACAACAGACGGUGUGAAGGAUUCGGCCACUCUAACGGACCUGACUUAUGACUGCCAAAAAAGCGAUAGAGCUCCCGGUAAAGGAAACGAAUCAGGCGGCAAGGAGAAGCUAACCGCGCUUCAAAAGUCAGAGGAAACGCUGGAAAAGCUGCAAAAGAUUAACGAGCUUCUGCGAAAAGAGAUUCAGGACACGAGACUGCGCUGUAGUCAGGGAACGCAAGUUAAUUUUGACAAAGUGUCGAAAACUGUAGAACCCGAAACCCACGGAGACAGUUACGGUAGUCUGCUGAAUCAUUCCAGUAAUUUCAAGCAAGCUAGUUUCGCAGAACAUCGCCGUCCGCGACAGUUGGAACCGUCGCGAAAUCCCCAGCCCCCGACAAAACUCCAACCUCCCAAAUCCAACUCACGGUUACCGUCGAAGGGUUCCCAAAAACGAUCGAGUAAUCUGUUGGGGUCUAAGUUUCGGCAAAAAUUCGAAGCCAUCCCGGAGGAGAAAAGUAGCGGAUCGUUAGAGUCGACCGAAGACUCCGCGGAAGCAACACCUCGCGAAAGCUCCGAGUACUUAAACCUGAACUACAUCAGGAAUAAGAAUAACCUCAGACACGGGGACGAUAUCAGAAAACCCAGGAACAGAAAUGAUGCCCGAAACGGGAAUGAUACGAGAGUCGGAAACGACGGUCAUUCUGGAACUGAUUUCAGAGCCAGAGGCGAAGGCAGAUACGGGAGUGAGGCCAAGAAUGGGAACGACCUCAGAAGCGGGACCGGAGUUGAGGUUAAGAAUGGGGAUGAUCCCAGGAACGGAAACGGCAGUGAGGCUAGGAAUGGGAAUGAUCUGAGGAAUGGAACUAAGAGUGAGGCCAGGAACAUUCACGACGUCAAGAUCUGCCGAUCAGCGACGGAUUGCCGGUUGACGCAGGACGCGUUUCUGAGCGAGUCGCGACGUCACACGGUCGGCAACGUCGUCAUGACGGAGCCGCUCAUUUACGAGCGGAGCAUGGAACGACGGAGGAACACGUAUCAUGGACCCGUGAGCGUGAGCGAACACACGCUCAAUACGGAACACGUUAAAAGAGCGGGGAAUUUGAAUGUGGGUGUAUCGCGGCGCACCGGGCAGAUCAUCGGGAAACGGACGAGCAUGAUGGUGGGUCGCUUCGAGCGCGUCAACGGAGAGAUCAAGAGUGGAGACGCCAAGAGGGACCUGGACAAGUACAAAGGACGCGCAGCCCUCGAGGCAGACGAACAGGAAGAGCUUUUGACGUUGUCGAGAGGGUGGAUCAACUUCUAUCUCUUGCGCGGGGAUAGUCAGGAAGUCACCGCCGAGAACGGGAUGCACGAGGAAGUGUUCGUGCGGACCCCGAACGCAUCUCCCGCAGACCUCGUGGACCAGCAAACUCAAAACUCCGGUCGAUCCCCCGAGGAUGAGCUGGGACAAUACACGGUGCACAUCCACGCGGCCCCCGAGUCCUUGCGAGGCAACGUCAAGUUCCCGGGGGUGGGCCUGGGUCCUCCCGCCGGGCGGAACCAUCACUCGCCGCCGGACGAGAUCAGCCUGCCGGAGAUCUCGAGCCCUCCGCAUUCGACGCCGUCCUCGGCGGCCUCCCGGAGCCCCUUGCAGCCCCAGCGAGUGGACCCACAGACGUUACCCUCACUCGCUCUCAACGGUCGAAAGCCUCGCAGGUCUCGCAGCGGUGCGCCCAGUGCCGCCGACGCGAGGUACGAUGCCGAUCUAUCGCCUCCCACCUCGCCAAAAUCCAUCAUGAGUCGUUCCGGAGAGCUGGCGUGUUCUGAGCAAUCGAUAACCUCCUCCAGCUGUGGCUCAGAAAGUCCUAAAUUCCUCGCCGAUAAAAGGUGGAGUAACCAUCGUCAUAGAGCAGAUUUGAGCUCUAGCUCUAGUGCAAAUAGUUGGACUGUGACAGUUGCUGGCAAUCAAGAGGCGAAUACAGACGUCGAAAUGAAAUUAGCUUUCAGUCAUUCCCAGGAUAGGCAAAAAUCGGUCGGCUCGUCCAGUCAGCAGUGGACCUUGACGGUGAACAGCAAAGGAAAACGAGAUAGGAGUAUAGAGAAACACCGGGAUGAAACUUUCCAAUGUCUUCCGGACUUAGAUGCCCAUCAUCAUCAUCACCACCACCAUCAUCAAAUGCAUAAAAAAGGUUGGAAACACAAAGAGCAAACCACACCAUCGGCAGAGCAACUCGCACUUCUCUGGCCAGCUGUCCAGGAAAUAAUUGAAAAGAAUGCCAUGUUUCAAAACCCAGGCGGGUUGAACGCACCGUGGACACCGAAGAAAGACGAAGACGUGGAGUCGAAGUUGUCGGUGACCGGCUGGGCGAUAACUCCCGAGAAGAAACCGCGAGUUCCAACCCAAAGCGAACGAGACUUGACCAGGACACACUGCUCUCGUCAUAUGAAACAACGUCAGUUCAGUUUUGCUUAAUUAGAGAUUUGCGCCUGUAUUAUGCUCAAAAUAGUCAAUCUUAUUUUAAUUCACUGCUAUCGGAUUUCAUAUUCAGGAUGUGCCAGGAUUCUUGUUGGAUGGUUCAGAAUCGAUUCUACACUCAAAAAGAGGACUCCAGCUUAGGGACCUUAUUCAUGUGGUUUAUUAAUCUGCCGUGCUAAGGAAGAACGACGUAUGAACCUCCAGCCGUUGCCAAGUUUCCUUUGAGAAAUUACGAAUU
Messenger RNA from Bemisia tabaci, 5900 nucleotides. RefSeq lists its product as uncharacterized. The record is from RefSeq and is a predicted model, not a curated record. Lineage: Eukaryota; Metazoa; Arthropoda; Insecta; Hemiptera; Aleyrodidae.